CUAUUUGGGGUUUCAGUUCUGUUGAAGCCAUGAUGGAGGGAGUUGCAGUGCGAGUUGGCCUCCUUGGGCUGUUGCUGGCCUACGUUACUUCAGCGCCAACCAAUGUGAACAGGGACUGGGACAUCUACAGCUUCCACAUCAACUCCACAGUGACCAGUCGCUAUGCAACUACUGUCAUCACCAGUCGAGUAGCCAAUCGGAUUGACCAGUCACAGGAAAUAGAAUUCCAUGUCAGGAUUCCCAAGAAUGCCUUCAUUAGUAAAUUCAGAAUGACCAUUGAGGGAAAGACAUAUGAUGGGGUUGUGAAACAGAAGGAGGAGGCCCAGCAGCAGUACACUCAGGCAGUGUCUCGUGGACAAAGUGCUGGUAUAGUCAGUUCUGUGGGGAGGACCCUUGAGGAGUUUAAGACAUCUGUGACUGUGGCUGCGCUCAGUAAGGUGACCUUUGAACUCACAUAUGAGGAGCUGCUGAAACGUCGCCUGGGAAAGUAUGAACUCUUGAUCCACGCUCGACCCAUGCAGGCUGUUGCUGAUUUCAAGAUUGAUGUGUACAUCAAUGAACACCCAGGUAUUAACAUCCUGGAGAUUAAAGGAGGGCUGAGCACCAAAGAGCUGGCUAAUGCCAUCUCCAAAACACAGACUUCAACUGAGGCUUGGGUCCAUUUCUACCCCAGUAAGGAACAGCAGAGUCAGUGUGACAGCUGUGGAGAGGAGGGCCUGAACGGAGACCUGGUCAUUGUCUAUGACGUCCACAGGAAAAAGUCCAUAGGAGAUCUCAAGAAGUCAGAUGGGUAUUUUGUCCAUCACUUUGCUCCCAGUGAUCUACCACGCAUUCCAAAGAAUGUGGUCUUCGUCAUCGAUCGGAGUGGCUCCAUGAGUGGCAGGAAAAUUGAACAGACCCGUGAGGCUUUGUUGAAGAUUCUCGAAGACCUGGCGGAGGACGACCACUUCGGCCUGAUUACAUUUGACAGCUCAGUGUCUCCCUGGAAGAAAGAACUGCUUCCUGCCAAUCAGAAAAAUCUGGAGGCCGCCAAAAUAUUUGUACAAAAUAUUAGAGACAGAGGAGCCACUGACAUCAAUGCUGCGGUGUUGAGGGGCACAGACAUGCUGAACCGACACCUCCGAGAGGGAACAGCCUCCCUCCUCAUACUGCUCACUGAUGGAGACCCAACCACAGGAGAGACCAACCUGGAAACUAUCCACAAGAACAUAAAAGAAGCCAUUAAUAAGAAAUUCCCGCUCUACUGUCUCGGUUUUGGAAUGGAUGUUAACUUUGAGUUCCUGGAGAAGAUGGCGCUGGAAAACAACGGUGUGGGACGCAGAAUAUAUGAGGACUCUGAUGCUGCUCUGCAGCUGCAGGGCUUUUAUGAAGAGGUGGCCACACCCCUACUGACAGAUGUACAGAUGGUGUAUCUGGGUGGGGCUAACCUGACCCAGACCAACUUCAGCCAAUACUACAACGGCUCUGAGAUUGUGGUAGCUGGCCAGAUCACUGACAACAACAUAGAGGAGUUCACAGCAGAGGUCAUUGCCAUAUCGAAAAGCAACAAGGUGACGUACUCAGAGACAAUACCAACAGAGAAGCCCAUUACAGCCAGGUCAGACAGCAACCUUCAGAGGCUGUGGGCCUACCUGACUGUGAAGCAGCUACUGGACAAAGAGGUGCAGUUGAGCGGUAAUGAGAAAGAGACGGUUAAGAAGGAGAUCCUGGAUCUUUGUCUGAAGUACGGCUUUGUGACUCCUCUCACCUCCAUGGUGGUCACCAAACCCCAGGGGGAGGAGUCCCAGGUGGCCCAUAAGCCCAAGGAGGGAGAGACGCCCACCGGGACCUUCCCAGGCCACAGGUUGUACAAUAUACCAGCUUACCCUAGUAUAUCAGGGCAACCUGGAAUCCCAGGGGUCUAUGGAGUGCUAGGGCCAAUGGGAGGGCCACAUUUCCAAGUUCAGGCAAUAGGAGUUCCACAAGGAUCUAGAAGAGCAGGGCGAAUCAGGUCAAAUGUUGCACGGGGGGACAAACAAAUCAGAGGACAAUACUUACUACAAGAAGAUUUUUUGUUGGAUGCCAAUCUUCCAACUCGUUCAAUUCAAAUAAAACCUCCAAAAGAUAUACAACAAUUAUUGGAUGGCAAUCUUCCAACUCAUUCAACUAAAAUGACAACUACAACAGUAAGUCCUCUUAUUAGGUUCCUGUUGCCAGCUGAGGGUCAGGCCCUUCCACUGUGCUAUGACAUCCCUGUAGGUCUCUCACUCAGACUCCUAAAGGACCCCAACAACGAUUUUUCUAUGAAUGGUCACCUUGAAAAGUCAGACGAUGCAGGCUAUCAAAAGAUUGUUAUCCAUUACAGAAGUGAUCAGCAUAUUGAUUUUGACACUACUGGCAUCACCUUCAACAAUGGACAGAAUGCCACAUAUUUCCCCUGGAGUCUGAAUAUCAACAUUGAAAAAGACAGUGUGUCUCUGAUUCUACGGGACAAAGAGAUGGACAUCACCACAGGGUCAACACGGGUCAUCAUCAUGCUCUAUGAGAGGGAUGGAAACGUGUUCCUGUGGCCCGUCCUGAGGGAGCGCCCAAAAGGGGACAACAUUACUGGGAUCAUGGCCCGUCCACCUGUUGUCUAUGAGGAGGUCCAGGGAACAACAAUAAAACUUAAAAUUCAGGACAAAGAAGUAGACGUCUCCAGGGCCUCUACUGUGGAUCUCAGUGUUCGUUCUGCCCCCACCGUGACAUGCUGGUUGACUCCACUUCAGUCUGCCCUACAGGGGGAGCUAGCUGACUUCACUGUAUCACAACUCUAACUGCUCAUUAAGUUUGUUCAUGCAGAAAUUACACUCUAGAAAUAUGAAGAGAAAAAUAAAGACAGGUUUCUUGACAGUG
Esox lucius (northern pike) is the source of this 2874-nucleotide messenger RNA. Its product is annotated as inter-alpha-trypsin inhibitor heavy chain H3-like. The transcript is spliced from 23 exons. The coding region runs from base 30 to 2795 and encodes 921 amino acids. The record is from RefSeq and is a predicted model, not a curated record. Lineage: Eukaryota; Metazoa; Chordata; Actinopteri; Esociformes; Esocidae.